Molecule: messenger RNA, 1076 nt
Organism: Syzygium oleosum
Lineage: Eukaryota; Viridiplantae; Streptophyta; Magnoliopsida; Myrtales; Myrtaceae
Exons: 3
Coding region: 1-822 (273 amino acids)
Source: RefSeq, a predicted model, not a curated record
AUGGGUUGUCCAAGACUUCCAACUACGCCGGGAGGAACAAUAAGGACAGUUUGUGGCUGGGUAGAAUUCAUUGAUGAGCUCUGCCUGCCAGUAAUCUCCGGGACCGCCUUGAUAAUGAAUGGCCUAACUGUAUCAGCCACAUAUCUAGUGACUAAAUUGCCUAGAUCAUUAUGCUGUUCUUCCAUGAUUCUUCUCAUAAUAGGGAGUAUAACCGGAUUCGGUUCCAAUUGCUUUCUCUGUUCUUCAGUAAGGUGCCUGGGAAUAUCCAUCCCUCUUGCUUGUCCUUAUUCUACCAUUGUUCAUCCAUUCGACGACUCCGCCUAUGUCACCCGCUCCACAGUAGGAUUCAGGGCGCCGCUUCUCCCCCAUCCCUCCCCCAACGCCACCCUCGACGACGACGACGACAACGACGCCGUUGCCGCCCCCUCCUCCUCCGAGGACAAAGUGGUCCAUAUCCCCUGGCUUGAAGAGCUUCGGAAGCUUCGCGUUGCUGAGCUCCAGCAGGAGGUCCAACGCUAUGACGUAUCCAUCCCGUCCUUGCAGUUGAAGGUGAAGAAAUUGGAAGAAGAGAGGGAAGAGAGCUUGAGGGAGAAGCAUCAUAAACCAAAUAUGGCUGAGGAUUCCAAAGGCGAUAGAUCAGUUAAAGACAAAAAGGACAUCGGGGAGGAGUCGGGCCGCCGAGAGGCUCUUGCAAGAGAAGGAUCUUCUGGUCAAGGCAGAGAGGCUCUGGCUCUGGCUCGAGCUCGAGGGAGGAGACGUCGCAGCGAGCUUGGGCAGAAACAGAGACGAGAGGUUGAAGGGCAAGAGCAUCCUGGAAGGUGAACUGAUUGCAGAUUCGGAGCUCUUGGCGAGCUUCACAAAGGAGUUGGAGGAAGAGAUGGUUCCACGAGUGGUCUGGGUUGCGCGACCGGAGGUCAGGCGUUUGAGAGUGCGACUGCGCCGUUGCGCGACCGAAGGUCAGAAUGACAACCUCUUCCUCCUCCAUUUGUUCAAACGGCAAAUCAUCUCACAUCCACAUAAAAUCCCAGAUCAAACCCCAAAAGCCAUAGAGAGAGAGAGAUUCCGAAGCAGGUGAU